Messenger RNA from Sporothrix schenckii 1099-18, 2409 nucleotides. RefSeq names its product exonuclease 1. Gene Ontology annotation, molecular function: DNA binding; metal ion binding; 5'-3' DNA exonuclease activity. NCBI's taxonomy places the organism in Eukaryota, Fungi, Ascomycota, Sordariomycetes, Ophiostomatales, Ophiostomataceae. Gene Ontology annotation, cellular component: nucleus. Gene Ontology annotation, biological process: DNA recombination; mismatch repair; DNA double-strand break processing. The coding region runs from base 1 to 2409 and encodes 802 amino acids. The transcript is spliced from 2 exons. The record is from RefSeq and is a predicted model, not a curated record.
AUGGGUAUCUCCGGUAUGAUUUCCUCCACCUUGGCCGUAUUUCGGCCCAUAGAGCUGAAGAAAUACACCGGUGAGACUUUCGCUGUCGACGCCUAUGGGUGGCUGCACCGCGGUGCUAUUAGCUGUGCCUUGGAACUAGCUCAAGGUCGACCAACAAGAAGAUAUGUCGACAGUGUUUUGCACCGCGUCCGUAUGGUCCAGCACUUUGGUGUUACGCCAUAUCUCGUCUUUGAUGGCGAUUUUCUUCCAAGCAAAGCUUCUACCGAAGCGUCGCGUGCGAAACGCCGAGAGGAAAGCCGCAAGGCUGGCCAGGAGCUCAUGAAUGCCGGCAACCCAAAGCAGGCAUUUGUUGAAUUCCAAAAAGCAAUCGACGUAACCCCCGAGAUGGCAUGCCAUUUGAUCGAGGAACUCAAGAAGCUCGGUCUUCCCUAUAUCGUUGCUCCCUACGAAGCUGAUGCCCAAAUGGUCUAUCUUGAACGCGAGGGUCUCGUCAGCGGCAUUAUUUCCGAAGACUCCGAUCUUUUGGUGUUUGGAGCCAAACGCCUUUUGACAAAGCUAGAUACGCACGGCCGCUGCAUUGAAAUCAACCGUCGAGAGUUUUGCGCCUGCAGAGAGGUUUCACUCACAGAUUUUUCUGACACAGACUUUCGACGCAUGGCCAUUCUCAGUGGCUGUGACUACCUUGAAGGAAUUGGCAACAUUGGCCUCAAAACCGCGUACCGGAUGAUACGAAAACACAAAACAAUCGAAAAGGUUGUCCGCAUGCUGCAGUUUGAUGGCAAAUUCAAAGUUUCUGAAAACUACAUGGCCGCGUUCCGCCAAGCAGAGCAGACAUUUCUUCACCAACGGGUGUUUUGUCCUGUCAAGCAAGAACUUGUUCUUCUCUCAGAGCCGACAAAUGGCCUUGAUGUCGAGGAAAUGUGCUUCAUUGGUCGAAAAAUCGACAAUGAUAUCGCCCGAGGUGUUGCAAUUGGCAGCCUAAACCCUAUGACAAAAGAGCCCAUCAUUUUGCCCUUGUCUCCGGGCAAAAAACGACGGGCAAGCAGCGUCACAAGCAGUGUUACGGGUCCAAGAAGCUCGCCUUCUAUUUCAGCCUUUGCCAACUCUGGAAACCAGCAGCCGUUCGGCAAACCAAUCAACGAAUACUUUGCCAAACGCCGCGAGUCCGCACAGCGGAUACCCCUAGGUGCAAUGGACCCGAAUUGUUUCUCUGUUGACAAACAAGAGGUCGCGGCCUUAACGCAGAAUGGGCUGACACCUCGUGUGUUCCCUCUGCCACGGCCGUACGUGGAUGGUGGCCACACAUCGCUUCACCAGGCCGGACCGUCACGAAAUGGACCAGCCAUUGGAGAAAGCUUACGACUGCGGCGGCGACAAACCGAAUCCUUAUCCAGCCUUUUACAGCUUGGUGCUUCUCCUUCUAAUCCCGCCACCAGCUCCAACCGAAGAACGACAACUUCGACGCUACCUCCGCAUUCGCAGUCCGAAUCAUUUCAUCUGGCUGCCCGGUCUCGGAGCGACACUAUGCCUUCAACAAGGCCACAGAAGAAGGCAAAGCUCUAUUUUGAUGAAAUUAAGGCGCCUGUCCCGUCAUCCAAAGGCUUUGAGCGCAGCAAGUAUUUCCCGGUGACCUUUGAUGCCGUUGCUGCUUCCCCAUCCACAAAGAAGCCAACUCGGCUUACAGAUUCAAAUUUCAUGUCAGACGAUUCAGUCGAAGAAGCCAUGUUAAGUCUACCGGACAUCGUUGAUUGGGAUAUUCACAUGUCCACCAAAUCCGCAAAGUCGACAGUGUCCGUUUUUGAGGACGCACGACCGACGAAAAAUUGUACUGUUGUUCCUGACAGCGACGGUGUUGAGGUCCCGGCCAGCCCAGCCGACUUUAAGAGCCAGCAAACGGAGGACGUGGUCACAUCGCAAGAAGAUAACCCAAUCACUCGUGUAUCACUUGACCGGUUUUCGUACACCGGAGCGUUAAAAUUCGCUCACGGGCUACCAACUCCCGACACAAGCUUUAUAGAAAGCCACGAGAAACCAACGAAGCCGAGUAUCCUCACUCCGCCCUCGUCCAUCUCACAGCGACAGACCAGCCGACAUCAGACCAACGCGCCGAAAAUGAGCCUGGGCGAGCUUGUCGAGACCACAUCGGUAACCCGCUCAGAGCGGCCACGAAGCUCCACCACCAAACGAAUUCGACGAAGUAUGGAGGCUUCGAUACCUAUCAACCCAUCGUUUGUACCCCUUCCACCUGCCGAUCUGGACGAAGUCGCGGCGCUGAACCGUCCUCAAGGCAGCGAAGACCAAAUUGUCCCCGAUAGUGACGGAGAUGACGAUGACGACAACGUCGCCGAACAGAGAGGUCAGCGGGCGCCGGGCGGUCGCUUGGACCUUUCCCGCUUUUUGUGUGCAUAG